This is a messenger RNA of Hyaloscypha bicolor E, 2907 nucleotides long. Its product is annotated as WD40 repeat-like protein. Bases 114 to 2831 code for a protein of 905 amino acids. Gene Ontology annotation, molecular function: protein binding. The record is from RefSeq and is a predicted model, not a curated record. The transcript is spliced from 2 exons. NCBI's taxonomy places the organism in Eukaryota, Fungi, Ascomycota, Leotiomycetes, Helotiales, Hyaloscyphaceae.
GUCAAAUUGUCCCCAGACCAGUCAAAAUCUGGUUUGUUUGCGAUUCAUUGACUCCUCAACUACCUUGCUACGCACCUUGAGCAAGCCUCGAGUCCUCGGAGCUCACGCACAACAUGGCGGCCUACGAGGAAUCUCCUCCGGAUGAGGGCUACAGCGAAGACCCUUUGACUGUUGGGCAGUCGGGAUCUAUGCCGGCCCACCUAGCCAGAAUGACAGUACAAGAACGGACAGAAUAUGCAAUGAUGAUCAUUGCUCUAUUACCUACUUCUGAAGUCGCCGAGAUCGUUAGACGUCUUCGACCCCGUCUCUAUAUAAACUUCUUCCAAUACUUGCCGCCGGAGGUGUGUUUGAAGGUCCUCGGUUUCCUCGACCCCGUGUCCUUGAUCAACACUGCUCGCGCUUCCCGAGAAUGGAUGCUAUUAGCCCUCGACCGCAAGCUAUGGGAACAACUGUACAUCCUGGAAGGCUUUCGGGUGAUCAGAUCGGAGGUUGUGAGCUUCGAGGAGUCCUUGAAUGUUGAGCGGCCAAGACCGAGCGGGCAGAAUGAUGAUGAGCAUGCCAGCAAGAGACGGGCCACGCCACAACGUAUUCAGCCAACACUCCAUGCGGAUGGCGAUUCGGAGAUGGUGGAUGUGGACACAGCGGGACUCAAGCAGGGAUCGAUCUUUGGUGGGCGGAUGACGAAGGAGCCUGUGUCCACCAAUGUUGAUGUUCCCAUGACCUCUCCGAGCUCUUCUUCAGCUCGCCAGUUUCCUGCACGCCAUUCCAGCACCUUUCAGAGCCGCGCAAGUCGGCGGCUCUCUAGUGGAUCGACCCUCUCUUCACAAGCAGCAUCUCCUUUGGCCAGCAUUUCAUCCUUGGUGGUCGUAGAUCGGAGCGAUAAUAAGAAGAAACUGAACUGGCAGUACCUCUACUCCCAACGAAGAAGGUUGGAGGCAAACUGGGAGGCAGAAAAAUACACCAAUUUCCAGCUACCGCACCCCCAUCAUCCAGAGGAAGCACACGAAGAAUGUAUCUAUACCAUCCAACACUCUGGCAAGUAUCUGGUCAGUGGAAGCCGAGAUAAGACUCUGCGAAUUUGGGACUUGAACACGCAACGGCUAGUCCGACCGCCGCUGCGGGCACACAUCGGUUCAGUCUUGUGCCUUCAAUUCGAUGCGGAUCCGGAGGAAGAUCUUAUCGUGUCUGGCAGUAGUGAUGCUACCGUCGUUCUCUGGAAGUUUUCUACAGGCCAAAUAAUCCAACGGCUCCGGAAAGCGCACCGAGAAUCCGUUCUCAAUGUGAGAUUUGAUAAGAGAGUACUGGUGACGUGUUCCAAAGACAAGACAAUCAAGAUUUUUAAUCGGAGACCGUUGAUGGCAGGAGAUCUGGGUUAUCCAGACAUCUCCCAAGGUGUUAAUCCAGUUGCGACUUCUCUCAACAACUGGGGCUACAACCCUUCUCCGAAUGCCGGUCUACCCAUUAAACCGCCAUACACCAUGAUCGGUUGUUUGGAAGGACAUGGCGCCGCAGUCAACGCAGUUCAGAUCUUUGGCAAUGAAGUAGUCUCGGCUUCUGGGGAUCGCACUGUUAAGGUCUGGAACUGGCCGGAGCAGACUUGUAUCCGAACUUUGAUUGGUCACACAAAAGGCAUCGCCUGUGUUCAAUAUGACGGACGCCGGAUCGUCAGUGGCAGCAGUGACAACGAAGUCAAGGUGUUCGAUAAAGAGUCUGGUCUUGAAGUGGCAAGUCUUCGAGCUCAUUCAAACCUCGUCAGAACCGUCCAAGCCGGGUUUGGUGAUCUUCCUUAUAGUGCCGAAGAGGACAGGGAGGAUGCCAAAGCGAUCGACCACGAAUAUUUCAGGGCUGUCGACUCAGGAGCCGUUUCUCGAACCGUCUUUUUACAGCGGGGACGUCCUCGCAAUGCUGGAUCCCGGAAACCUGAGGAUAUCACAGCCUAUGGGGCCAAACUUCCUCCUGGGGGCGGCGGUGGUAAGUUUGGACGUAUCGUCUCCGGAUCUUACGACGAAACUAUCAUCAUAUGGCGUCGGGACAAGGAGGGAGUUUGGAGAGCCCAGCACACGCUGAGGCAAGAAGAGGCCGCGCAUGCGGCAUCAAGGGCCGUCCAAGAACCGAGAAGGAGCAACGACAUCACUACAAGUCAGCCAUCACAGUCUGCUUCGCUACCUCACCAUAGAGGAAAUCUUGCUCUCGACGUCGACGCACCCACUGCACCCUUCGCGCCAGGAUCUGAAUUAUUCUAUCGUCACUUAGUCGAUAUCACCCUCCCGCAAGGUCCUGCGGCUUUGCGCCAGGCUCUACAGGCUCAUCCGCAAAUGUUGAAUUACGAUUAUCUUUCUGAAUCGAUUGAGGAAAUGCCCCCUUCUACCCAACAAGCCAUGGACGCUGUUGUAGUGUCAGCAGUGACAGCUCAAGAGCAACUUCAAGUCGGUCUUCCAGACUCUUCAUCUUGGCUUGCUCCCUCUUCUACUAGCGGGGGAAUCGGGGCUGCUUCAUCGUCUCACGCAUCGACAAGUCAGCCCCCUGCCACCUCAGCACCACCUGUAGCUAAAUCGGCUACUACCCAAACUACCUCACAACCACUCACACUGGUAACACCCCAGCCCGCUGCGGCAGCUGCCGCACCAGCAGCUCAGACCGCGGGCCACCACCAUCACCACAAUGCUCCACACCAUCAUCUACCAACCAACAUGGCUCGGGUCUUUAAGCUUCAGUUUGAUGCUAGAAGGAUUAUUUGCUGCAGCCAGACCAGCGUCAUUGUCGGCUGGGACUUCGCGAAUGGCGAUGAGCAGAUUAUCGAAGCUAGUCGGUUUUUCGCACCAAUCGAAUAAUAGUUAUGAUCUUUCAACGACCAACGGUCUCAAUUACUUUCUAGGUAAUCUGCAUUGCUUUAUGGGGCAGCCUUUU